AUGUUCGCCCUCUCCGCCUCCUGCCCCGCUGUUGCCCCGGCCCGCCGCGUCGGCGCCGCGCGCCGCCCUACCAAGGUGCGGUCGCUCGAGGCCGAGCUCGACGUGGGCCACUCCGUGAAGGCGCUCCGCCGGUUCAACGACAACCUCGCGAAGCUGGAUGCCUCCAACUGGCAGCAGCGCCUGCGCCCCGUCUUCAACGAGCUCGCGCACAACCUCGAGACCUUCAACCCGGCCUUCACCGCCGUCGUGCUCAAGGUCCAGAUGACCAUCGGCGCCUCGGACUACGACCGCCGCGACGCGGCCCUGCAGAACCUCAUCCAGCCCCUCGCCGGCGAGUACGGGCUCAACAUCGGGGAGGAGCUCGGGAAGACGCACCGCCGGCUCUUCGCGGAGUGGUACGAGUCCGUCAUGGGCGAGGAGCUCUCCGCGCUGCUCGCCGAGCGCGUCAAGCCCGUCCACUCGGAGCGUUUCUUCGCGGAGAUGAUGCGCGACAUCACCAAUGGUGGAAACCGCGUGCACCCGCUGGAGCAGGCGUCGUACGCGAUCGGGUACAACCUCGCGAUCGAGUACCUCGCGGACUACGAGAAGACCUGGAUGCUCGACUCGUUCCGCGCGUUCGACAAGCGCGUGCUGUCGCCGCUGGGCCGCGACGUGGAAUACACCUUUUUGGUGGUGCACGCGGAGCACGAGUGCGAGCACGCCGCGAUCGGGCACGCGGCCGCGACGGAGAUGGUGCCGGAGACGCACAUGCGCACCGUGCGGGAGGCGAUGCACAAGCACGACAGGGACAUGGGGCGCUUUUACGACGCGCUGGCGGACAUGCUUGAGUGA
Pedinophyceae sp. YPF-701 is the source of this 831-nucleotide messenger RNA. Lineage: Eukaryota; Viridiplantae; Chlorophyta; Pedinophyceae. The record is from the annotation of a GenBank genome assembly.